CGCUGGCAGUGAGCACCCAGAUGCAGCAGGUCAUUUCUCGAGUGUCGCUUCGCCGGGCCAUGUCGACAGCCACGCGCAUUGUCCGCUUCCGCGAUGAGCAUGGCGCUGUGCGCUUGGGCCAGCAGGCCACGCCCAGCAGCGCCACAGCGCAGGUGCUCGCGGCGGACAACGUCUUGGGGUCGCUCGCGCUGACGUCCGAGGUCGCGCAGGUGCGCCGGAUCCUCGCGCCGGUCCAGCCGACGCAGAUCAUUGGCAUCGGCCUCAACUACCGCAACCACGCCAAGGAAACCAACAUGCCGAUCCCGACCCACCCCGUCGUCUUUUUCAAGAACGUCAACGCGGUGACGGACCCGGAGAUGCCGAUCGUGCUGCCGCGCAUCGCAAGCGACCCACUCGAAGUCGACUACGAGUGCGAACUCGCGGUCGUGCUCAACGCCGACUGCCGCAACGUCUCGGUCGACGACGCGCUGCGCUACGUCGCGGGCUACACGUGUGCCAACGAUGUCUCGGCGCGUCGGUGGCAGGGCGUGCCUAAGGGCGGUGGCCAGUGGUGCCGCGCCAAGUCGUUUGACACCUUUUGCCCACUCGGGCCGUGCUUGGUGCCGGCAGCAUCGAUCCCCGACCCGCAAAACCUGCGCAUUGAAACGUACUUGAACGGAGCGUGCGUGCAGUCAUCGUCGACGCAAGACAUGAUCUUCUCCGUCGCAGAGCUCAUUAGUCAGCUGUCGCAGGACACGACGCUGCCCGCGGGCACUGUCAUCCUCACCGGCACGCCCGAGGGCGUGGGCUUUACGCGCAAGCCGCCGCUCUACCUCAAGGCCGGCGACACAGUCGAGAUUCGCAUCGAACACAUUGGUUCGCUCGUUAACCACGUCGUCGGCACCUCGGCGCUCUAAGAGACGAAUGCAUCCACGUUCA
Messenger RNA from Saprolegnia parasitica CBS 223.65, 918 nucleotides. RefSeq lists its product as hypothetical. Gene Ontology annotation, molecular function: acetylpyruvate hydrolase activity. Lineage: Eukaryota; Oomycota; Saprolegniomycetes; Saprolegniales; Saprolegniaceae. The record is from RefSeq and is a predicted model, not a curated record. The coding region runs from base 21 to 896 and encodes 291 amino acids. The transcript is spliced from 3 exons.